Molecule: messenger RNA, 696 nt
Organism: Vespula pensylvanica (western yellowjacket)
Lineage: Eukaryota; Metazoa; Arthropoda; Insecta; Hymenoptera; Vespidae
Product: cysteine dioxygenase type 1
Exons: 5
Coding region: 1-696 (231 amino acids)
Biological process (GO): L-cysteine catabolic process
Molecular function (GO): ferrous iron binding; cysteine dioxygenase activity
Source: RefSeq, a predicted model, not a curated record
AUGGACGUUUGUAAUCGUGAAUCUCGAUUAUACGAGCCUUGUCGUGGGAAAAGUUUAGGGGGAGAAAAUUUUCGACACGAAAAGGUUUCUACACUUCGAGAACUCAUCGAUGCGUUACACGAUGCUUUCAAGACCGACCACGUGGACAUCGACCACGUUCAAGACUUAAUGGAAUCGUAUAAGAGCAAUCCAUUGGAGUGGAAGAAAUACGCAAAGUUUGACAGAUAUAGGUAUACAAGGAAUUUGGUCGAUGAAGGAAAUGGAAGGUUCAAUCUUAUGGUGUUAUGUUGGGGUGAAGGUCAUGGAUCAGCUAUUCACGAUCACGCAAACGCGCACUGUAUUAUGAAGGUUCUUCAAGGAGAACUUUGCGAGACACGGUACGAAUGGCCUUCCGUCUUGGAAAAUAAUGAUACGACGAAAGAAUCCGAGAACGAAUUGAAAGAAUUAGAGAGAAAUACACUCGGGCUCAACGAGAUCUGUUACAUCAAUGAUUCUUUGGGAUUGCAUCGGGUUGAAAAUCCGAGUACUGUGAAUCCUGCUGUAUCGUUACACCUCUAUUCUCCACCAUUUUCAACGUGUUCUGUUUUUAAUAAACAAACCGGACGUAGAAGUGCGUGUACGGUAACGUUUUGGUCUAAGUACGGAGAAAAACGAAACCGGGAAAUUCAAAAUACUCGAGAUCCCGAAGACAAUUAA